Didymodactylos carnosus is the source of this 468-nucleotide messenger RNA. The record is from the annotation of a GenBank genome assembly. Lineage: Eukaryota; Metazoa; Rotifera; Eurotatoria; Philodinida; Philodinidae.
AUGGCAUCUUUUUCGAGCUACAACUUUACUAAGGCUAAUGGAGUUUCGUCUGAUGAACGACAGAAACGUCUUGUACCUAUUGUAUUAGAUGCGGUUGGAGCACUUGGGGCUGUUUUUGCUGGUGGUAUAAGCGUUUAUAACACUUAUGAAAACGGAAAGUUAGCCGAUCGAAUGGAUCAAUUGCAAAAUACGAUAUUUGCUACUAUAGCCGACAAUGGUGAAAAAAAACGUUUAUGUUAUCGAAAUGCCUAUGGUGAUAAUUACGAAUUCUUCAGUGAUCGAAUAACAGUUGUUACUCAGUUAGAUUUGAUAAAUUAUCCAUUAGAUUCGUCAAUGACCAAAGUUCUUGCUACAUUUCUAUUUGAAGAUCGAAUAAUCGAUUAUCAUGAAUUUCAUGUGCGACCAGUAUUUGAAAGAAAGGCAUUUGUUAAACAAAAAAUUUUAUUUAUUAUAUCCGAGAACAGCUGA